Messenger RNA from Bursaphelenchus okinawaensis, 1979 nucleotides. The record is from the annotation of a GenBank genome assembly. Lineage: Eukaryota; Metazoa; Nematoda; Chromadorea; Rhabditida; Aphelenchoididae.
AUGAAACAUUCUGUGCCGUCGCGCAUAGUUCUUGUCGGAUCAACUACACAGCGAUUGUCUGAUCGGUGAGUUAGAAUAUAAUAAUAUUUGCGAAUUGGAGUUUAGGUCUCAGAAAUUUAAUCAAUUUGUAUGUUAAAUAAUAUUCAACGUUAUUUUUGGUCGAGUUGUUUUAGUAAUAUUUGUCAGGAUAAGUCUCUUGCAGCCAAUAAAAAACUGCAUUAUCUGACUUGUUUUUCUCUGAUUCCAUAUUCAAAAAUGGCGCUAGGACAAAUGCGGUUUUUAGACUCUUGCGGAUCUUCGGUUUUUGGACACUUGCGGAUUUGGGACAUUUGCGGAUUUUUUAAAGGUUUUUUUUUUUAUUUUUUAGUUAAUUUAGUUGUAUUAUGGUACUAAAUUGUACUAAAGUUUGAAUUGGUACGGUUUUAACAUAACAGUACCAAAAAUAUAAAACAGUACCAAUUUAAAAUUUAGUACUAUUUAGCACUAAAUCAUAUUAAAACAGUACCAAUUUAAACUUUAGUACCAUUUAGUACCAUAAUACAACUAAAUUAACUAAAAAAUUUAAAAAAAAACCCUUUAAAAAUCCGCAAAUGUCCAAAAAACGCAUUUGUCCUAGCGCCUCAAAAAUGUCUCCUUUUUAGAUGAGAAUUGAAAACUUGCUAAAGUUUAUUGUUAAAUAAUAAUUUGUGCGCAUUUACUCUGGCGCGCGGGAUAUUUCAUGUUGAUACCUAAAACAUAAGUAAAUUUUUUGUGUGCGUAAAUUCGGGUUCAGUUUUUCCAAACUUACCCAUCACUUUGCCUUUUGUUCAGCUUAAGAAAGGUUGGUUUUCAUAUUUCUGUCUCAUUAGUUUCUUUUCGUUUUUUUAAUCUAAUCUAUAAUAAUAUACUCGUUAAAUUCUUUAAAAACUUUGUGGUUCUGUUUGUUAUUUUAAUAUAGCCUUGUUAUAACCAUAUAAUUAACUUAUUUUUUAGAUUUCAACGUCUUCCAGCACCUCGCUUAUCAGAUAAAAUGGACGGCCCACGCAACUUUCUCUACGACGACUACAUGGAAGCCGACUUCUACUCCCAAGGAGCAGUCGAUUCGUUUGGAGCUGGUGGGAGAGGCGACUCGUAAGUUUUUUAAAACUUUUCAAUAGUUUUACUUGUAUAUUUUCUUUCAUUUUGUCAAAUCAGAAUAUAAAACGUAUCAAUGAUAUAGAGAUCAAAACUUAUUCUAUUUAUUCUAGAUUCCGUCGCCGUACUAACGCCAGAAGUGCCAUUGACAUGCCUCUGGACACUUUCUCAUCUCGCCGUGCUGGUCCCUCACGUGGUCGUGGCUUCGUUGACGAAGAAUUUGCUCCAAGACAACCCACACAUGCUCGCAGAAUGGCAUCGGCUCUAGGAAUUCCACAAAGACGCCAGAGAUUUGACGACAUUCCACCUAGAAGAGCUCCAGUACGAAGAGUGAUUCGAGAGGUGGUUGAUGAUGAUCGGUACGGUGGAGUAGAAGAAGUUGUCAGAGUAGUGAGGAAGCCACAAAGAAUUCAAAGAGAAAGAACGCGGACUAUUACUAUCGUUAAGAAGGUCCCCAUCACACAGAGAGUAUCGAGAAAACCACAAGUCGUGUUCAAAAAGAAAGCUGGUGGCCGACCCGGGUAGGUUAAUCACAAGAUUACUUCACUUUAUUUUCACUUUGUUUGUAAAUCACAAGAUUACUUCAAUUUACGUUUAUUUUUUAGAUAUUUUUUAAAAAAACUCAAAAUUUUACUUUUUAACUAAAUCGUGCUAUUUUUAAAUUUUUUUCUCACAAUUAACUUUUUAGCCCCUCAACCGACCGUUCUGGACCAUCGCCACGCCGUGUAAAGUCCGGUGGCAUUGUUAAGAAAACGCCCGGAUUCAAGGCUAAGAAACCCGCCAAACCGAAAGCAAAUCACGAUCAACUAGAUGCUGAACUCGAUGCUUACAUGAGAAGCUCCAAGCAUCCCAGAAUCAACGUAUAA